AUGGGGCAUUGCUGCAUUCAACAGUACUACAGUGCUAGCAAUCUAGGAAACAUGAAUCCCAUGAAAAUAGUUCUUUUGGUGGCCACCUUAAUUGGCUUGAGUGUAGCCACGGAUUAUUGCAAUAAAGAUUUAUGUUCGUAUGGUACACACGUUGCCUGUGGACAUAAUGGACAAUUCGACAAAACCUGUCCCAGUGAUGCUGCCCUAGUCAACAUAGAUCAGACCUUACAAAAUCGUAUUGUGGCGGCCUUCAACGAGAAACGCAACUUCAUUGCUGGUGGUGGUGAUCCUCAACAUUAUCCCGCCUGUCGUAUGGCCACAAUGGAAUGGGACGACGAAUUAGCUAAAUUGGCUGAGUUGAAUGUUAAACAAUGUCGCAUGAAUCAUGAUGAUUGUCAUAAUACCCUAAGCUUCCCUGUGUCAGGACAAAAUCUUGCCUGGAUGACAUACUUCGAUACACCUAAUAUUCAACGAUUCAUUGAUGGUUCCAUUCAAAUGUGGUACAAUGAAUUGAAGGAUAGCAGCAUGAAAUACAUUCGUAGCUAUCAGCGACACGAACAGAAUGCGGUUAUUGGCCACUUUACCGCCAUGGUGGCUGAUCGUAACUAUCGCCUUGGCUGUGCUGCUGCCACCUACACCGAGUCGGGUAAAGACUAUUCUUCUUUCCUGUUUGCCUGCAACUUUGCCUUCACAAAUGUUCUGAAACAACCCAUUUACACUGAUUGUGCCAAACCUGCCAUGGAUUGUCAAACUGGUGUCAAUCCUAAAUAUCCUAAUUUGUGUUCAACUUCGGAAAAGUAUAAGGUUACAUUCUUCUAAUUUGCGGAAAUUUUUAUAAAUAAAAAAAA
Messenger RNA from Musca vetustissima, 848 nucleotides. Its product is annotated as antigen 5 like allergen Cul n 1-like. The transcript has 3 exons. The record is from RefSeq and is a predicted model, not a curated record. Bases 1 to 819 code for a protein of 272 amino acids. Lineage: Eukaryota; Metazoa; Arthropoda; Insecta; Diptera; Muscidae.